This is a messenger RNA of Rubroshorea leprosula, 1962 nucleotides long. NCBI's taxonomy places the organism in Eukaryota, Viridiplantae, Streptophyta, Magnoliopsida, Malvales, Dipterocarpaceae. The record is from the annotation of a GenBank genome assembly.
GGUCCUAAAAUUUACAAGACCCAGUAACUUUGAUCCUCCAAAGCUGCUGUCUUUUGUGCCGUGGAUUUGGUUUUCUGGAACGCUCACCAACCGUUCGGUGUCAUUUGCAAGUGGGAAUGAUUCUAACUCAGCCUCUUGUUUCACCUGAUGGGAUAAUGUCAAAGAAGGAUUCUUGUGUGUUGACAUUGGUAUCUACUGUUUCUGGAGGCUAAAAUAAAUGGCAGUAGAAACUAUUGUCUCGCUUUUGCACCAUUGUGCCAAAAUCAAGGCAUUUCGGUACGGUUUUUCUCUCCAUGGAGCUGUAGUAAAGACAGGCAUAGAAUAUGAUGUUUAUGUCUCCAACCAUGUCCUAAACAUGUAUGCCAAGUGCGGCAAGAUAAACUUUGCUCGUCAAGUAUUUGAUGAAAUGCCUGAAAAGAAUGUUGUCUCUUGGUCAGCCAUGAUCUCUGGUUAUGACCAGGGUGGGGAGCCACUGUUGGCACUUGAUUUGUUUUCCCAAAUGCAUCUUGUGUUCAAUGGGCAAAGUUUUGCAAGUGCCAUACGUGCCUGUGGGAGCCUUAUGGCUUUGGUGACAGGACAGCAAAUUCAUGCUCGAUCAUUGAAGUAUGGAUAUGCAUGCCUCUCAUUUGUCUCUAACUCUCUCGUUUCAAUGUACAUGAAAUGUGGUUAUUGUAGUGACGCCUUAUUGGUUUUUGCUGGUUCAUCAGGAGCAGAUCCUGUUGCUUAUAAUGCUCUCAUCACUGGGUUUAUAGAAAACCAGCAGCCUGAAAGGGGCUUUAAAGUGUUUAAGCUUAUGCAACGACAAGGCCUUGUGCCAGAUCAUUUUACUUUUGCAGGAUUGUUGACAAGUUGUGCUGAAUCAGAAAAUUUACAUAGAGCAAUGGUCUUGCAUUGCCAGACUAUCAAACUUAAACUUGACUCCACCCCUUUUAUUGGUAAUUUGAUGAUAAAAAUGUACUCAAAGUUCAAUCUGAUACAAGAAGCAGAGAAAAUAUUCAGACAGAUCGAGGAAAAGGAUGUCUUUUCAUGGAACACUUUUAUAGCUGCUUGUUCUCAUUGUGAAGAUUAUGAAAUGAGUUUGAGAACUUUUGGGGAGAUGUUGAAUGAGCACAGUGUUAGACCUGAUGACUUCACCUUUGCCAGUGUCUUUUCUGCCUGUGCUGGAUUUGCUUCAAUACAUUCUGGCAAGGAGAUUCAUGCUCACCUAAUCAAAACAAGGCUGAAUCAAGAUGUGGGUGUUGGUAAUGCCCUCAUUAACAUGUAUGUUAAAUGUGGUUCUAUUAAAUAUGCAAACAGUGUUUUCAACAAGAUGAUCCAUCUCAAUCUUGUCUCAUGGAACACCAUCAUAUUUGGAUUUGGAGAUCACGGGCUUGGAAGCAGAGCCUUUGAACUUUUUGAGCGGAUGAAGGCAAUAGGAUUAAAGCCAGAUUCUGUUACGUUUCUUGGACUUUUGAUGGCUUGCAAUCAUGCAGGUCUUGUAGACAAGUGCCUGGGUUUGUUCAAUUCUAUGAAAGAAACUUAUGGAAUUGCUCCUAAUAUAGAACAUUUGAAAUGUCUUAUUGAUUUGUUGGGACGAGCUGGGAGAUUAACUGAAGCAAAAGAAUACAUGAAGAAAUUUCCUUUUGGACAAGAUCCAGUAGUUUUAAGGAGCCUGCAUUCUGCAUGCCAACUGUAAAGGGAUACAAUGGCUGGGGAGGGAUUAGGUAAAUAGAUUUUGAAACUUCACAAGUGGCAGCUUCACCUUAUGUUCUGUUUUCAAACUUGUUUGGUCAGAUGAGGUGUGGAAUUCAGUCGCAGAAGCAAGGAAGAUGUUGAAGGGCAGUAAUGGAUUGAAGAAGGUACCCAGCUGGAGUCUGGUUGAAGUGAAGGGGAGUUUUGAAAAAUUCACAGUAGGGGAUUUUUCUCAUGCAAGGAUUGAAGAGAUGAAGGACAUACUCAAAAUUACAACCUCAGAUGUAGGUG